Messenger RNA from Astyanax mexicanus (Mexican tetra), 3596 nucleotides. RefSeq names its product ADP-dependent glucokinase 2 (gene adpgk2). The record is from RefSeq and is a predicted model, not a curated record. Gene Ontology annotation, biological process: glucose metabolic process. Gene Ontology annotation, cellular component: endoplasmic reticulum. Gene Ontology annotation, molecular function: ADP-specific glucokinase activity. The transcript has 6 exons. Bases 108 to 1553 code for a protein of 481 amino acids. NCBI's taxonomy places the organism in Eukaryota, Metazoa, Chordata, Actinopteri, Characiformes, Acestrorhamphidae.
CCCCUCCUCCCCCUGUUCCAGUACUCUCAGAGAGACGGAGCUCAGUCAGACCCGGAGAGCUCCGGAGCAGGCUAGCUGGUCGCGUGGAGCGGGGAGGUCAGUGUGCGAUGGCUGUAGAGCUGCGCCCCGGUGUGAAGUAUGGGACGGUGCUGUCUGUCGCCGCGGUUCUGCUGGCCCUGUGGCUGCGGCUUCCUCAGUCCGGGCUGGAUGAGAGGCUGGACACCGUGCUCUCCUCUCUGCUCCGCGCUGAGAGGAAAGUGGGCAUGAACAACAUCGCCAGACCCAGAGUGGCCAUAGGUUUUGGCGGCUGUGUGGACAUUAUUGUGGAUGGUGUGACAUUGCUGAACAAGAUUGGACUGCAGCCGACUGACCAGCCCAUCCAUCACGACUAUAUUGAAAACGCAGAGCAGCUAGCUCAGAGUUUUGCUUACUUCUUUGCUCCUGGAGCUGCUUCAGAGAGGUUUGUGAUGAACGACACUCUCUUCAGUCAGCUGGUGGAGGCCUCUCGAGAGUUGCCAGGUAACCGCUGGUCGAUUGGUGGUAACGCUCCGGUGAUGGCAGGCAGGAUGGCCAGUGAAGGCUGUGAUGUUCUGUUGGGUGGCAGUUUCAGCACAGACUUUAACGAUGUGCUUUCAGAACAUAUCACAGUUGCAGGAAACACUCUGGAUGAGCCAGAUAUACAUUUGAUUCUGGAAUAUCCUACCGGGGCUAGCUGGGGGCAGUACACCUCCCGAAGAGCAAACAGAUACAUUGUCCACAGUGAUGACCACAACCCUUACUUAGACUCUAUGGAGGAGUUUGAGAAGAAGCUGCUGAGCUUUAACCCUGACCUGCUGGUGGUGGGAGGACUUCAGAUGAUGGACAACUUCCCUUUCAAGCAAGGAGAGCGUGAGGCCCUGUUGACUCACCUGGCACGGAUCCUUUCCUCAGCCUCGCCUCAGACCAGUGUCCACUUUGAAAUGGCCAGCUUCGUGGACGAGGACCUGCUGUUGGAUCUCCUUGGCUUUGUGCUGCCCCACGCUGACUCUCUGGGCAUGAAUGAGCAGGAGCUGCCCAACCUCCUCAGCCUGUUCCGUGGCAGCAACGUGACCGUGCUGUCUGACCCCAACCCUCGCGUGGCCACUGUACUGGACCAGAUGCGUGAGCUCUACCGCAUCGUCAACCAGCGACAAAGAGAGACCAGCACCGGCCGCCCCCUGACCAGACUGCACGUCCACACGCUGGCUUUCCAGGCCAUGAUCGUCACCCAUGGUUCUCAGUGGAAGAACACCAUGUCUGCUGUGGCCAAAGCAUCGCUCACCGCCAACCGGCACGUAUGCGGCUCUGCAGACAUCGACACCAGCAAAGCCAGGCUGAUCAUGGACGAGUCUUUCUCCAUCAGCAGAAGAGAAGGUAGCCAGAGGAUUCCUUUGCAGGAGUCUCGGCCCGUCUCCUGCUGGGCUGAAGAUGAUUAUGAAAUCUGCGUGGCUCCUGUGCUGGUGUGCACUGAAGUCUAUCAGACUGCUGGAGGAGGAGACAACAUCUCUGCUGCUGGUCUGGUGCUGCAGAUCUGAUGAAGGGAAGAGCACUGUCAUAAAGCACAGUGCUGAAACUGAACUCAACUGGAGAAAAUAGUCUUACUGCUCAAACAUCCCACAUCAUAUGAAGUUUAUUUUUGUUUUUGUUUUAUUUGCAGUCUAUUGAAGUCGGACCAACAUUGGGUCCAGCAAUUUUAUGUCACAUAUUUAUGUGUUUUUUUUUAUGUUUUAUGAGGGUUCCUGUCAUUAUCAUAUCUGUCGCUUAAAAACCUUGUCAUCUCCAACAUCUUCACAAAAGAAUCAAAAACCUUCCUAUACAUUGACUUUACAUUGAACGGAAAUCAGUGUAAAACAAUUUUAUUAAGUCACAUUGGUCCAUAUCUUUUGGUCCAUCUCUUUUGGUCCAUCCAUCACUCCAGUUAAGUAAAAAAAAAAAAAAGAAAAACAAGAGAUACAAGGUUUCUGCACAACAGUGAUGAUAUGCAAUCUUCAUAUUUGUUUUUUAAUCUCUUUUUCUCAUUUAAUUUGUUCCCUUCAGGGGCCAGUCAUUCAUAAUAUCUGACCAAAAUGCUUGAAAGAAUAGAUGCAUGUUGGCUUAAAACCCAAAUCCUGUCUGACUAAGAGUUGGCAUGACUGAAAUUUUGAGCUGUCUAGCAAGACAUUCUCGUUUUCUUGAUCUCACCUUUUAAUUGUUCUUAUUUUUUUUUUACUUACUUACUUCCUUCAUCCAUGGUAGGAAACAGCAUGUUUUUUUAUUUUAUUAAUUUCUGACUGCAUGAAAGGGAAUGCAUUUUAGGAUUGUAACAGUACAUUAAUCUUUCGUGACAUUCUUCAUUCUGGUUAGGCUGUACACCUUGUUUUUUAUUGGGUUUAUUGGCUUCAUUUUAAAAUGAAAUAUCACAACAAAUACAUGGGGUGUCAAUAUUUACUUUGUGAUUAAAAGAGAAUUUUACCAAUAUUUCAUAAUUGUACAAAGUCAUGCAGAAUGACUUGGUCUGAAAUGGUUCAUUGUAGAAAAAAAAAGGUUAUAUUUACUAGAGUCUUUUCAAUACGGUGCAACAUUUCACUUCAAAGCACUCUGAUUGAUUUAGUUUAAUAUUUAUCGAAAGUGGAAAUAUUAAAGAAAUGUAAAAGUCAGAAAUAGGACACAGAAGAGAAACUCCAACAGCCUCUGCUGAUAGCAAACAGAAUCUGACAUAUCUGGGUUUUGGGUUCUCAUCUCUUAUAGUCUCACUCACUCUGCUCAGUUCCUGCCUGCAGCACUAAUCCAUUAUCAACCUACGUACCUCCUGUGCCUGUGGACCAAUGUGCCACAUACUUGAUGUCUACCAUAUCUGUAAAGCUACAUUAUGUAAUGUACUUACAGUAGGCCUGUGAGUGAGAGAUCUAGUGAAUGGAGUGUGAUUGUUACUCUUCUUGAUUAGGACACAGCUGAGUGGUGGUAGUUACUGGAGACAGUUGGAGUUGUGCCAUCGUGUGAGAGCUAUCGGGAGUGGGCUCAGACACUCAGCAGCUGACAAAAAAAAGAUGCGUCUCAGGGAUUAGCUGAGCUUGGAUAUUCGGGAUCUAUGUCAUUUGACUUGGUUAGGAGCGACUGGGCUGCUACAGAGCCGGACAGCAGCUGUCAUGGUGACACUGUUUGUUCUGGCCUAUUGAGACGGAGAGGUGAGCCUGAUAGUGACUGCCUAUGGGUUCAGGGAAAGGCAUGCUUGUAUUGCAUGGAGUAAAAAUACAGUGGCAAUUUUAGUUUAGUGUUUAUUUUUUUGUAUUAAUCCAUAUGAAUUAUCCAAUACAUAUUUAGAUUGAGUCUGAAAGUGUGCACAUCAAAUAAUUUAAGUAUGAAUUGUAGCAAUGAGCCAUAAUUGGGUAAAACUAUACAUAUCUAUUGUUUGAUGAAGUGUGUUGUGCUGCAGAUGACAGUUGUAAUUAACUGCCUUUUUUAAAAUCUUGUUUUUACUUUCUAUCUGUGAAAUAAGUUUGGUGAGUGACUAAGUCUUGGUUCUAAGUGAAAAUGUGUUUCUGAAUUUCUUCUUUAGAGAUUCGUAUAUAAUAAAAACUUUACAUUCCAUUUAUAAAAUA